This is a messenger RNA of Colletotrichum phormii, 1739 nucleotides long. Its product is annotated as major facilitator superfamily transporter. Gene Ontology annotation, cellular component: membrane. Bases 354 to 1676 code for a protein of 440 amino acids. NCBI's taxonomy places the organism in Eukaryota, Fungi, Ascomycota, Sordariomycetes, Glomerellales, Glomerellaceae. Gene Ontology annotation, molecular function: molybdate ion transmembrane transporter activity. Gene Ontology annotation, biological process: molybdate ion transport. The record is from RefSeq and is a predicted model, not a curated record. The transcript is spliced from 3 exons.
GUCCACAUGGACGAGAAGCAUUCGUCCGAACACCAGGCUCAUCCAUAUCAGACGAACUCAAUGAACUAAAACGAGACGUUUGGAAGGGCCCCCUUUGGAGGUUGUGCGCCCGAAACACUCCAUGCUCCAGCUUAGCCCCCGGAAAAUCACCCCGUGCAAGAUGGAGAAGGACACCUGGAACUUUGAAGUUUAACGACUUCAACUCCACCUCACGGGGCUUUCGCUUUUAAUCUCGCCUCUUACCACAAUCUCGCAUCGAAGCCGGCUUCUUCUCGUGUCCUUCACUCUACGUGUCUACCACUGUGCAAAGAUUGAGAAUCUAGUACCCAGCCGCGAGCUAGGAUACCGCCACGAUGCUGGACAUCUACCAAAUCAACCUCGCCGGUCUCCUCCUUGCUUGCGGUGUUCUCUUCGCUUCGGGCAGCCAAGACAAGUCUAAUGCCUCCAAGAAAGAUGAGAGAAAGACUUCAGAGCAAAAGUCAAAGCCGACAGGCUCCCAAUGGGCCUUCUAUGUCGUCUAUGCCCUCGUGAUGGGUUCAGACUGGCUACAGGGACCGUUCCUGUACUCUCUCUACAAGAACGAGCAUCAAAUCUCUGCAGAUUUCGUGCCGACGCUCUUCACGACUGGCUUCGUCUCCGGCGCCGUGGCCGGCUACUUCAUCGGCUCACUAGCCGACCGCCACGGCCGCAAGGCCAGCUGCCUCUUCUUCUGCGGCGCAUACGCGCUCUCCUGCAUUCUCACCACGAUACCUAGUGUGCCUUUACUAUUCAUCGGCCGCGUCCUCGGCGGCCUGGGAACGAGUCUCUUGUUCAGCGUCUUCGAGAGCUGGAUGGUGACCGAUUUCCAUGCCCGCCGUUUGAGCGAGAAGGGCAUGGAUCUCUCGCGGACGUUCGGUCUGAUGAGUACCGUCAACAGCAUCGUCGCGAUUGUAAGCGGUGUGGUGAGCGAGUGGCUCGUCUCCGUGACUGGGACGCGCAAGUCGCCUUUCUUGGCCAGUGUCGGGCUGCUGGUCGUUGCUGCUGGUGUUAUUGCCAGCCAAUGGGAUGAGAACUACGGCUCGACAGGCCAAGCUUCUUCAUCGGAAAUUUCCAACGCCAACAAGCCUAGUCUCUGGGCCACAAUGACGGACAAGCGCGUUCUCACGAUCGGCCUCGCCUCGACCAUGUUCGAAGGGUCAAUGUACCUCUUUGUAGUACUCUGGUCCCCGGUCCUUGUCUCCGCCUCCUCUUCGCCCGAGACACUGCCAUACGGCAUCAUCUUUGCCUCCUUUAUGGCCUCGACACUCCUCGCCUCUCUCCUGCACCCCCGCCUUCUCGCUCUCGUUUCCACGCCAUCCCGGCUCCUGCUAUCGGUCCUAUUCGCCGCCAACGCCGUAUUCUUCGCUCUCGGAACCGGUGCUCCUCGCGCGGAGCAAGUCACCUUUUGGCUGUUCUGCUUGUUCGAAGCUUGCGUCGGGUUGUAUUUCCCCUCGAUGGGGUAUCUCAAGGGGAAAGUCGUCGAUGAUGGUGUCAGAGCACAGGUGUACGGCGUCCUAAGGAUCCCGCUCAAUGUCUUUGUGGUUGUGAGCUUGAUGUUCAGCAGCGAUGGGCAGGCGGGCAAGGUGUUUCUCGUCUGUGGCAUGCUGCUCCAGGCGAGUUGCGGCGCGUUGUGGCUCAUGGGUGGACAGGAUGUGUAGGUAGAUGGUCAUCCGUUGCAUUGCCGCCUUCAUACGAUGAUCUCCUCUUCUUCAAUAAAAAGC